AAAAUAAAAACAAGUAAAAAUAAAAGUUUCCCUAUUUCUCGGCACCUCAAAAAAUCAGCAACGUAGUUUCAAUUCGAAAAAGGAAAAUUCAAAGAAAUCUCUGAUCCCGCACGAACAUGUCGGCCCGUGAAUAUUUAAAUAUGUUCCUGCGGAAGUAAGUGGCGCACAGUUGUCAUUUUCUGUGGAUUAAAUUUACCAUUUCCGCCAGUCUUUGCUCUGUGUGCGAGAAAACUUUAGAACGAUGGUCUACGUACGGAGAUUUAACGAAGUGUGAUGAAAUAGCGGCUGUUCGUGUUUCUUGACAAAUUCAAGUGUGAUCAUCGUUCUCUUUAGUUUCCAAAAAAAGACCAACUCAGGAUUUCUUCACUCCCGACGAAAUACUUGCAUGUAAAUAAUCAAAAUGUUCUCACUCCAGUCCCACAAUCAGGUGUUGUAUCACCUAACACAGCUGACGAAUGGCUUUAGACCAACAUCCUCUUCUUUCGCGGUAAGAGUUCAACAACAACGCAAUGAACCUAGUUGCAAUAUCCCCGAAAUACUUUGCCAGGAAAGUUUUAUAGAGGCAACAAGAAAUUGUACAGAACUACCAGUAGAAGUAUUAAAAAUCGACGACCUACCAAGUCUUCUCCGGCUAGAUGGCAAUCACAGAAAGCUCCAGUUGGAGCAUUUGCUUGAAGUAAAAAUGACAAAAAGAACGAGAAAGCGAAACAAAUGGAACGUUUCGUACAUAUCAGGCGCGAGUUUCGCAGAAAAUAAAAAAGGCUUUCCACCCCAAAUCGCCGACUCGAUGACGAUAUUCUCGAUAAAACCAGUACAUGGAAUCCUUCGCAAUCCAAACAUUCAAAAUUUUCAAAUUCGCGGCUUCAAGUCCCAGCGGAGCAUUAAAUCCGAUUUGGAAAGCAACUCCACUCUGGGCGCAAAAAUCAUGAAAUGGUUUGGCGCUUUUCCGGGCCAGCAGGACAAAGGCGGCGCUUUGAAUUUGAGCCGAGACCAUGAAUUCCAGGCGCUGAAAAGUGUGAUGAAGAGAGGCGAAGCGACACCGGAUGAUCGAGUCAAGUUGGCUUUUGCGGAGGGAUAUUUGGAGGGUCAUUCACGAAAGUCGCCCGAACGAUUUUUGAGUUGGAUCAGAGCUCUUCAGUCUAUCAUCUCCUUCAGCUUGUUUCUAUUUAUCAUCAUGAUAAUCGCCUACAAAUUGCGCUCGAACGACGGGAACAUGUUCAGGUUUCAGUUUGGCGACCACCUGGAGGUCGAUGCGGAAAUGGUCCGUGUUACUUUCAGUGACGUUAAGGGUAUCGAUGAAGCAAAAGGAGAACUCCAAAGUGUGGUUGACUAUUUGAAAAAUCCGGGAAAAUUCACAGCCUUGGGUGGAAAAUUGCCCAAGGGAGUUUUGCUCUCAGGUCCUCCAGGAACGGGAAAAACUUUACUCGCUCGGGCAGUUGCGGGCGAAGCAGGAGUUCCGUUUUUCCAUGCAGCGGGUCCCGAGUUUGACGAGGUUCUCGUUGGUCAGGGCGCAAAAAGAGUUCGAGAUCUGUUCAAGGCAGCAAAAGAAAGAGCGCCAUGUGUUAUUUUCCUUGACGAAAUUGACUCAGUUGGUUCACGUCGCACAAAUUCCGUCCUACAUCCUUACGCGAAUCAAACCAUAAAUCAACUCCUCUCCGAGAUGGACGGUUUCCACCAAAACGAAGGCGUGAUCGUUUUGGGCGCGACAAAUCGGCCCAAGCAGUUGGAUCCAGCUUUGCUGCGACCUGGACGCUUCGAUGUUCAAAUCGACAUUAACAGGCCGGAUUUUAUGGGCCGAAAGGACAUUUUCAAUCUCUAUCUUACAAAAAUUAUCCAUCGAGAUCUCGACGUCGAAAAGUUGUCGAAAGCGACGAUUGGUUUCACUGGAGCAGAUAUUUCAAAUAUGGUAAAUCAAGCAGCUCUGCGGGCAGCGCUGGUGGGAGCCGAUCGAGUCACGAUGACCCACAUGGACUACGCGAAGCAAAAAAUAAUUAUGGGACCGGGAAGAAAAAGAGCAAUGGACGAGGAAAUUAACCGUAUUGUUGCCUACCAUGAAAGUGGACAUGCGCUUGUUGCUUUUCACACCAAGAACGCUCAUAAUCUUUACAAAGUGACGAUUCUCCCCGCGGGACAAAGUUUAGGCCACACGUCGCUUCUUCCAAAAAAAGACAUGGAUAGUUACACGAAAACAGAGUUGUUGGCUAACAUGGAUGUUUGCAUGGGUGGCCGUGCAGCAGAAGAACUCAUUUUUGGUUCAGACAAAGUGUCCUUAGGUGCUUUCGGCGAUUUCACGGCGGCAAAUAAAAUUGCUGAAGACAUGGUGACAAAGUUCGGAAUGUCCGAAAAGUUUGGCUUCCGGGUUCUUAGUAAUGGAAAUAAAUCAAAUAAACUAAUCGAGAGCGAAGUGCGGAAUCUUCUUCAGGAAUCCUACGACCGAGCGAAAACGAUCUUGAAGGAACAUCCGAAGGAACUGAAAAUGUUGGCGGAAGCACUUUUAAAAUACGAGACCCUGGAGUUUGAAGAUGUGAAAAAUCUCCUGAGCGGUAAGAAAAUGAAGGUGGAGUCUGCGCCCGCACCAAGAAAAAUUACCGAUAUUACUGAGGACGUCCCCGUUGACGCGCCAAAAAACGUUCUUUAACUUAAAAAAAAACAAAGG
Molecule: messenger RNA, 2656 nt
Organism: Belonocnema kinseyi
Lineage: Eukaryota; Metazoa; Arthropoda; Insecta; Hymenoptera; Cynipidae
Gene: YME1L
Product: ATP-dependent zinc metalloprotease YME1L
Exons: 11
Coding region: 401-2638 (745 amino acids)
Biological process (GO): protein quality control for misfolded or incompletely synthesized proteins; mitochondrion organization
Cellular component (GO): mitochondrial inner membrane
Molecular function (GO): metalloendopeptidase activity; ATP-dependent peptidase activity; ATP hydrolysis activity
Source: RefSeq, a predicted model, not a curated record